AUGUUUUUCCCAUUUUCUUAUGGCCGCAAGUUUACUUUGAUUACAGACCACAAACCGCUAGUCUCAAUUUUUAAUCCAGCAAAGACCUUACCAACAAUCUCGGCAACACGGAUAUUCAACUAUGCUCACUUUCUCUCCGGGUUCAACUAUGACAUAGAGUACAGGCAAACUGCUCAUCAUAGCAAUGCAGAUUAUCUCUCACGUUUCCCUACCGAAGUUGUACAAGAAAAUGCAAUAGAUGACCUCUCUAAGUACCACAUAAACCAACUAGAAACACUUAAUGUCAACAGUACCGUGGUGGCUAAGGAAACUAUCAACGAUUCUGUGUUGGGUCCAGUCCUACAGGCCUUAAAAUCAGGACAAUCUGUCGAACAAUAUGGAUUUCACGAUAACGAACUGUCCAUUCAAGAUGAUUGUGUACUGAAGGGCUGGAGAGUCAUGAUACCUCAAUCCCUCAAACCUCACGUGCUUCGAGAAUUACACGUAGCUCAUUUAGGAGAAAUAAAAAUGAAGGUUUUAGCUCGCAGUUUUUGCUGGUGGAAAAGUAUAGACAAGGAUAUUGAACAGAUGGUAGCUGAAUGUCGACAAUGCAUUGAACAAUGCAACAACCCGAGAAAAACUAUCCAUCCAUGGGAACAACCUACUAAUCCAUGGGAGAGAGUGCACAUCGAUUUCUUAGGACCAACAGAUGGCCAACAGUACCUCAUAUUAGUGGAUGCUUUUAGUAAGUGGGUGGAGGUGAUACAGACAAGAACAACUACAAGUACAUGGACAGUCCAAGAAUUACGGAAAAUCUUUUCAACUUUUGGGUUUCCUCAAAUCUUAGUUUCAGAUAAUGGAAGACAGUUUGUUUCCCAAGAGUUCAAAAACUUCAUGAAUGAAUGUGGGAUUGUUCACAGAACAACGGCACCAUAUCACCCAAACUCAAACGGCCAGGCUGAAAGAUACGUGCAGACUGUCAAGAAGGCGUUAAAAUCCAUGGAGGGAGAAAAGGGUACACUGCCAAAUAAAAUCCAAAGGCUUGUAAUGCAACUCAGGCAAUCCCCGAAUUCAACUGGUACAUCAGCAUACCACUUAAUGUUUGGAAGGAGUGUACGAACAAACCUCGCAAUAAUUGUUCCAACAUUAGAACCGAACAAAUUUCAGAACAAGGGACUCCAAGUCGGUAUAAAAAGGAAUUUCAAAGUUGGAGAUAAGGUUCAAGCGCGGGUAUAUGUCAAUGGAUCAUCCAAGUGGUACUCGGGCUAUAUAACUGAAAAGCAAGGACAUGUAAUGUACGUAGUUCAGCUGGAAGAUGGGCGAAUAACUAGAAGACAUGUUGAUCAGCUGAUUCUUCGCAGAGUGCCUCAGCACAGUAAAUAG
Messenger RNA from Macrosteles quadrilineatus (aster leafhopper), 1362 nucleotides. RefSeq lists its product as uncharacterized. Gene Ontology annotation, molecular function: nucleic acid binding. Lineage: Eukaryota; Metazoa; Arthropoda; Insecta; Hemiptera; Cicadellidae. Bases 1 to 1362 code for a protein of 453 amino acids. The transcript has a single exon. Gene Ontology annotation, biological process: DNA integration. The record is from RefSeq and is a predicted model, not a curated record.